This is a messenger RNA of Raphanus sativus (radish), 564 nucleotides long. RefSeq lists its product as uncharacterized. The record is from RefSeq and is a predicted model, not a curated record. Bases 86 to 409 code for a protein of 107 amino acids. NCBI's taxonomy places the organism in Eukaryota, Viridiplantae, Streptophyta, Magnoliopsida, Brassicales, Brassicaceae. The transcript is spliced from 5 exons.
GCCCAUAGAACGAUAUUAGAUGUUUACGGGAAGAGUAGCGACAGGAACAUUAUGAACAAUAGCCGAAACCUAAUUGCCGACGACCAUGAUGCCGAACCUGAGAUCUUUGGUUGCGAAGGCUUACCGCGUUCGUCAAGGACGUGCUUUCUGUUCCUCCUCCGCAUCCUCCUCAGCUCCUAAUCCUAUCGGCGACAAAGGAAAAGGAUUGAACUUUACGCCAUUCUUGGAUGUUACUAGUACUAUUGCCGUCUGGUCUACUGUUGGAUAUGUGCUUCAAUUUGGUUGGGAAAUGUCGAAGAUCUUAAAGAUCAAGCGAAAUUCGGACAUUGACACGGAAAAAUAUGAAAUUGAGAUGGAACGUUUUCGUGAGCAACUGCUCCGUAAGCUCCGCGGAUUAUCCGAGGAAUGACUUGGGAGAUGAAAUGUAUUAUUAGUUGCAAUGCUGUGAGCUGAAUUAUCCAUGGUUUUGUUGUUGUAUUUAUAGUUGGUGCUUUACUUGUUUGUCUGGCGUUUGUAAUUUCCGACUUUGUUAACACACUAAAAUAAAUGAUUGCUUUUCGAAUU